AAAUACAAACACACCAAAACUCUCUCUCUCUCUCUGUGAAACUGUUCGAUCUUUAGCGCAGAAGAAGCCAUGGCGGAGCCAGAAGAGAUACCAGGGGCGUCGCUCAUGGAGAAGAUCUACUCCCACCACCGCUCCUCGUCGUCUUCGUCGUCUUCCGACGACGACAAGCCGUCCAAGAAGGCCGAUGACGUCAAGCACAAGGCUGAGGAACACGACAUGCCGUCCGCUCACGAUUCCGUCAAGUCCAACAAAUUCAGGAUCUUCGGCCGGGAAAAGCCCGUUCAUAAGGUCCUCGGCGGUGGCAAACCUGCUGAUGUCCUCCUAUGGAGGGACAAGAAAGUAUCUGGAAGUGUUCUUGGUGGAGCCACUGUGCUAUGGAUUUUCUUUGAGUUGCUUGAAUACCAUUUGAUAACUCUGGUCUGCCAUAUGUUGAUACUUUCUCUGGGCGUUUUCUUCCUGUGGUCCAAUGCAUCCUCCAUUAUCAACAAGGCUCCACCAGAAAUCCCAAAAGUUCAAAUUCCGGAGAAGUGUGUCCUUGAUCUUGCCUCUGCACUGAGGAUUGAACUCAACAAAGGGUUCUAUGUUCUCCGGGAAAUUGCAUCUGGGAGAGAUUUGAGGACAUUCCUCAUUGUUAUAGUUGUCUUGUGGAUUGUGUCAGUGAUUGGCAAAUGGUUCAACUUCCUGACCUUAUUCUACUUAUCCUUUGUCUUGCUGCACACGGUGCCAGUGAUCUAUGAGAAACAUGAUGUCCAGAUUGAUGCUUUUGCUGAGAAGGCAUGGAUUGAGAUUAAGAAGCAGUAUGCAGUGUUUGAUGCGAAUGUUUUGAGUAAGAUACCCAAGGGUCCAGUGAAAGAGAGGAAGAAGGACUAGAGACACACCAUGCUGGAGUUAAUUCUGUUUACUAGGCUUUACAUUAACUGCGGUUUUAGUCCAGUCUUGAAUCAUCAUUCGUUAGAUUACCUCUUUCUGCGUUUUAUUUCAGAACUGGUCUAAUGAGCGCACAGUUUAAUGAAUAUAAGUGUUUUAGAUCUAUAAAUCUCUGGUUGCAUAUUAUAUUGGGAUCUACUGCUUUUUAUUUAGAAAGUUGCACUUAUCUUUUCCUUUC
Molecule: messenger RNA, 1105 nt
Organism: Rosa rugosa (rugosa rose)
Lineage: Eukaryota; Viridiplantae; Streptophyta; Magnoliopsida; Rosales; Rosaceae
Product: reticulon-like protein B5
Exons: 5
Coding region: 70-870 (266 amino acids)
Source: RefSeq, a predicted model, not a curated record